This is a messenger RNA of Diaporthe amygdali, 414 nucleotides long. RefSeq lists its product as uncharacterized. The record is from RefSeq and is a predicted model, not a curated record. Bases 1 to 414 code for a protein of 137 amino acids. The transcript has a single exon. NCBI's taxonomy places the organism in Eukaryota, Fungi, Ascomycota, Sordariomycetes, Diaporthales, Diaporthaceae.
AUGUUGUGGCUAGUGGAGGAAGGAAGCUACGAUGUGAAGACCGGCACAGAGCUCAUGUUGAGGAUGGAUGCUAUUCUCUGCACCACUAACGUUACCCUGUCGGGCUUGAGCAAAGGGCAGCAACCGACUUUUACCCACAAGUCUGUACUGAACCUCUCUCCGAGCAUCACUGCCGCCACGCCGCGAGCGCACCUUGGCAACCUUGGCUGGCCCACCCGGUCCAGACUCGCCGGCAGCUCACCAGACGCGGAAACGCACGCCCGACAUGGACGACGGACUCAAGGAUAUCAACCACACUGGCGCCUGGCGCCCGCGCCCGCCACACUGGGCAAGGUCAGGACGCAUCUGCGCGCGGACGACUGCGGCGCAGAUGCGAGCGUUGGAGGUCUGCGGAGUUGCCAAGGCGUCGACUGA